CAACAGCUGAGAACUUCCAAGUAAACAAUACAAUUACGCCGUGCACUUAAGGAUUGCAUUGGGAGUGCUCUUUGGUGGGCAGAUCUCGAAAUCGGAGGCGGCAGCAUGUGUACUCUGCAUCCCGAAGAGGAAGCCCACCUGGCGGCAAUGGCUAGCGGUGUGCCAAAAACCCGCACACCCAGUCCAAGGCCACUUUUCUCCUCUUCCCCCCCGCGAUCACUUUUCGAUGUCUGUUGGGACGAUGUUCUUAUACCGAAGGUGGCCGUCUACUUGUCGCUAAAGGAUCUCUUUAACCUGCGCUGCUGCUCGCGUACUGCGUAUCGGUUUGCAGAGGCUGCCCUGGAAAAGAGACAGGUACUUCAUUUAUCCGGAAAUAAUACAAGCAAUAUUGAUGUGGGCUUUCGAGUACUGGCCCGCUGUUGCCAAAGGCUGGAGGUGCUUCAUUUGGCCUGCUGCCGAUGGCUGACGGAUGAACUUCUGCUGCCAUUGUUGGCUAACAACAAAAAGCGUCUGUGGGCCGUCAACCUCAACGAGUGCGUCAACAUUACGGCCCUUUCGCUGCAGCCAAUCAUCGUGGAGUGCAAGAAUCUUCGCGUUCUGAAGCUUUCUAAGUGCCAGUGGUUGACGACUGGAGCCGUGGACGCUCUGACACUGCAUCAGAGCAAGCUGGUGGAAUUCGACAUCUCUUAUUGCGGGGCCAUUGGAGAGCGCUGUUUGAUCAUUUUCUUCCGGAAACUUAAUAAGCUCACCGUUCUGUCGCUUGCGAAUACUCCCAGUGUGACCGACCAGGUGCUUAUCCAGAUAGGGAACUAUUGCCGCGAACUGGAGCACAUCAAUCUGAUCGGCUGUGCAGCCAUCUCCGACUAUGGAGUGCACGCCUUAACCCAGAGUUGCCCGCUGCUGCAGUCCCUGAUGGUGCAGCGCUGUCCACUGGUUACGGAACGGGUGCUUGCUCCACUCCGUGGUCGUGUCCAUAUAGAUCGUCCCGGCAUGGGCUACAUGCCGACCGUGCAACACCACCGCCUAUUCCUUCAGGUGUGAGAUUUACUCUGAUUCCGGACCAAUUAACCCAAUGUACCAAGGAGGCUUUCGAGGCUAUCCAAUGUUUUUGCUGUAAAUACAUGCCUCAGCAUGGACGCUUUAAUUUAACUUUUAGCUUAAUCUUACAAAUUGUUAACAUUAAUUUAGGCUGUACAAUAAACAUAUUAUUCAUCUUUCUCUCCAAAA
Messenger RNA from Drosophila eugracilis, 1227 nucleotides. RefSeq names its product F-box/LRR-repeat protein 15 (gene jet). NCBI's taxonomy places the organism in Eukaryota, Metazoa, Arthropoda, Insecta, Diptera, Drosophilidae. The record is from RefSeq and is a predicted model, not a curated record. The transcript is spliced from 2 exons. Gene Ontology annotation, biological process: SCF-dependent proteasomal ubiquitin-dependent protein catabolic process. The coding region runs from base 106 to 1041 and encodes 311 amino acids. Gene Ontology annotation, cellular component: SCF ubiquitin ligase complex.